Molecule: messenger RNA, 3486 nt
Organism: Trypanosoma conorhini
Lineage: Eukaryota; Euglenozoa; Kinetoplastea; Trypanosomatida; Trypanosomatidae
Exons: 1
Coding region: 1-3486 (1161 amino acids)
Source: RefSeq, a predicted model, not a curated record
AUGCACGGCAACACCGCGGACGGCGCUGCUGGGGCAUGGACGCGUACUGCAGACCUGCUGGCGGAGGAGCGGAGCAGUCUGCGGUUCAUUUUGGACACGCUGCACUUCACAUUCGACCACCACCGCCACGCCGCAAGGAGCCUUGGGAGCAGCAGCCACAAAGACAACAACAGCCGCAGCAGCAGCAGCGGCCACAGUCACGGGUUCAUCCGUGGCAGCAGUGGUGGCGGAAGCGCCAUUGCCUCAGAGGCGGAGGUGGUUGAGCUGCUCGGCAUGUUGCCCGAAGUCCUCCGCAGCGCCGUUGCCCCCGCCAUGCUGCAUCGAAAGGAGCAGCAGCGGCAGUCCAUGACCGUUGCUGGCGUGGCACGCCCCCCGCCGUUGUCGCGGCAUACCACACUCUAUCGUCUUUUGUUUACCCCUCUUUUAUUUUCAUCCUCCUCGUCGUCCAGGUGCGGCGGGGAAUGUGCCGUGCUAGAGUGCCUUGGGCGCGCGUUGAUGGGCGGGGGUGGCACGAGCCGUGUGGAGACGCCCGGGAUGCCGCCAGAGGAUUCUCCGCAGGACUCCAUCAGCGCCACGAGAGAAACGACGUGGUUUGCGGGAACUGUCACGCUCGCUGCGCUUCAUGCGCUCGGCGACGUUGUCCAGCUGUGCCUGCACGACACCGCUGAGGAGAGGCGCGUCGGUGGAGAACCCUCUACGCCGCUCGACUGCCGUCGCGCGGCGCCCUCAAGCAGAGAAGAGGCCGUUGCGUCGCAAACCGCCGUGCUGCGAGAUGCGCUUGGGCACGCCUUGUGUCAAACCGGCCUCUUUGACUAUCUCUGGCGCAGCCUGCUUUAUCAGCCCGUUGUGCAUGCCCAGCGGGUGGCGAUGGCGCGGGUGCUCUGCGACGUGAGCCACGCGGGCCUCUUACUGCUGCCCGACGCCAUUGCUCGCGCGCGGCAAGUUACGAGCCCCGCCGUCUGGGGGCAACGGGUGGCCGAAUGCAUCCUCUCCGAUCCCAGUGCCCCGGUGAAGGAGUUUCUGGCCGCGAUGUUGUACGCGGGGUUACAGUCCGCCCUGGUGGGCGGUGGCCGUCAUGCUGAGGACGGCGAUGGUCGUGUCUACUGGCGGCGCUGGGUGACAAAUCCGUCGCUGCGGUCUCUGCUGGGCGUCGUGGCGACAGGGGCCUCCUUUGCCGUGCUGCAGCCAGUGCUGGGCUCACUGAUUUUGGUGCUGGAACACGAGCGGUGGGAGGAUGCGGCACGGCAGUGUCCACCCGGCAGAUGCGCGCCGAAGCACGUGGACGCCGCAGCAGUGGCAGAAGUGUGUGCCACUCUGCUGUUGCGCCUAUUCACAGGUCCAGCCGCCGUGAAUUCCCGCAGGUGGGACGAAGAUUGCAAGCAACAGUUGCGGCGGUAUCGCCUGACCGUUCGGGGUGUGGUGCGGCUGCUGCGCCUCGCGCUGAGAAGCGUCGAUCGACUGCUGGACGGCGCUGGCGCAACGCGGCCGCCGAGUGGGGGCGACGACGCCGAGCGCGAGGCCUCCGUGCUGUUGCGCACGUGUGUGGAGAAGCAGCUGCUGGCCGCAGUGAUGACGGGCCUGGCGACGCCGUCGGCGGGCUCCCGUGCGUGUGCGUUUGCGACGCGAUCCAUGCGGGCGGAGAUGGUGCGGCUCGUGCGUGACCUGCUCGAGCGGGCCUCCCCGCCCCUGUUUUUCUUGACCUGCAGGCUAGUGCCGUACCUGCCAACGCUGCUGCAGAUAAUUGUAGACGCGGCAAAGCAGCUCGGCGGCGGCGAGGGUUGCGAUGACGAUGAGGACGGCCGCGACGAACUUCCGUCCUGCCAGCCGCAGGCGGAGGUGUUGUGCAGCGCCGGCAUCGAAACGGUCUCCCUGCUUGGCGUGAUGAUGUGGCACGCGCCGCUGGUGCGUGAGCGCUUUCUGGACGUGCUUGAUGCCCUGCACUGCACGUCCGAGCAGCGAGAGGUGCUCUUUGACGUCAUGGAGGCACUUGCCCGUUCGCUGCCGCCGCAGGCAGUGCGAGGCCUCCUCAUUGUGGACGCGAUGGGCACCGUGGUGAACGACGUGAGUCAACUGCGCGGGGAAGAGCAGCUGCAGCCGCAGCUUGACGUGCUAGCGCGGUUGCUACGGCGGCAGCAGCAGCCGCUGUCGCGCCAGAGUCGGACGGCAGACCGCCUCAUGCCCGAGGGUCGCUGGGCGUCUGUGCAGCGGCAGCGGCAGGGCCUGGGACCGCAACACGGCCAUGCGUGCCGCGUAUUUGUGUGGUUCGUCCUGCACCACCUUCGCGGCAGCGCCAGGAGGCGGGCGCUGGCUGACGACGCUGAGGAGGCGGAGGCGGAGGCGGAGGCGGAGGACGCGGCCGGCGGGGUGUCGGUCUCCCCGAUCCAGCCGAGCACCAGUGACAGCACGGUGGGGCAUCGUGUCGGUGAGUUCAUUGCCGACCUCCAGAAGAGCCCCCGCUGCGGGGGGGAUUCCGUUCUUCUGAAGCCGCGCCGCGCCCCCGCCGUGGGGCGGGAGGGGCCGCAGCGUGACGGGGAAGAGGACACGGAGGAAAGUGGCUCUCACGACGACGGUGCGAGCGACACGGUGCGGCUGCAACGCGUGUCUGGCAGUCAGUCCUCAGGCCUCUCGCGGCAGCAGCCACGGCGGGCGAUGGAGGGGCACAGGCACAUGUUUUCCGCGUCGGUGGGUGGAAAUGCGAUGGACCCUUUAGAGCACGUACGACAGCGGCAACUAGAGAGCAUCGCAGCGGAGAAAACGGCGUACCGCGCGGCCCUGGGUCUGUUUGCGUCCCUGGCGUCACGGUACUACCGGCGUCUCCUAACCCCGCGGGCGGCGCUGGAGUACUUGCACCGCCAGCAGCACAGUGGCGUGCCCCCGCGGCGACGCAUGCGUCCUCCCACGUCCACACCUCCCUCCAGGAGCCCGCGUGUGAGCAACAGCAACACCGCACUGCGGCUCUGGACACCCCGCGAUGUGUGCCAGGAGGAUCUCUUCUACUUUUCCCUGCCCCUCAGCGCAAUAACUGAGCAGGCGAUAGCUGAGCUCGUGGAGCGAUGCAAGCGGCACCGGCAAGUGCUUCACAGGACUUUACAAACCGUGCCGCAGGCUUCGCGUGGGCGUCGUUGGUUCCUGCACGACGCAGCCACAAGUAUCAUGGGCCGCCUCAUCGCGCUUUUUCAGGUUCUCGCGCAGCACAUCCAGCGUGAAGGAGAGAAGGCAGUGCAGGAGGCACUCGCGCAGAUGCCUCCGCUGCCUCAAGACGAAGGCGAUGAUGAGGAUUUCAUUAGCAACGUGGCUAGGCGAUGGGCUCGCAGGGACGCCACACCGUGGGAGUUGCAUGGUGGCUCCCUUCUAGAGGCGACGAAGUUUAUUGUUCGGUGCUUUCCGCGUCCUACGAAACCGGGGGUGGAAAAGGCAACGAACUCCCCUUUCCAGCUGGGUAUGGAGCAAACACAGAAGGAAGUAUGGGGGAGUGACGAAUGCUAG